AUGAAUACAGAAAUCCUGCUCCCGGAUAACCAUAAUGAGUUUCGCAGUGAUACUUUCACCACGCCCACCCAGAGUAUGCUUGAAAGUGUCAAAAUGGCUUCUCUAGGUGACUCUGUAUAUAAUGAAGAUAAAGAUACCAUUGCUCUUGAGACAAAAGUUGCCUCCAUGAUGGGAUUCGAUGCUGGUGUGUUCUGUGUCUCUGGAACUUUGUCUAACCAAAUCGCAUUAAGGACACACUUAACCCAGCCUCCACAUUCUGUUUUGUGUGAUUAUAGAGGUCAUGUCUAUGUGCACGAAGCUGGAGGUUUGGCAACUCUAUCUCAGGCCAUGGUCACCGCCAUCAUUCCAAGUAACGGACUAUACUUGACCUUGGAAGAUAUUAUUGAAAGAUUCAUUCCAGAUGAUGGGGAUGUUCAUGCAGCACCAACAAAAGUUGUCUCUCUGGAAAAUACGUUGCAUGGUUUAAUCUAUCCAAUUGAAGAAAUCAAGCGUAUUAGUCACUGGUGUCGUGAAAAAGGAAUCAAAAUACAUUUAGAUGGUGCUAGAAUCUGGGAUGCUCACAUUGCAACUGGUAUUCCAUUGAUUGAGUAUAGCAAGUUCUUUGAUUCUAUUUCAGUCUGUUUGUCCAAGGGUUUAGGUGCUCCUGUGGGUUCGGUUCUAGUUGGCGAUAAGAGCUUCAUCCAAAAGGCAACGCAUUUCAAGAAGCAAAAUGGUGGUGGUAUUAGACAAGCUGGAAUCCUUACAAGGAUGGCAAGUAUUGCAAUAGAUGAGAAUCUCUCAAAAAUGAAACAUGCACAUAUAAAGGCAAAAGAGGUUGCCCAAUACUGUGAAAAAUUGGGGUUGAUACUAGAAAUUCCAACACAAACUAACUUUGUGUUUUUGGACACAAAGAAAAACUAUAUCAAUCCAUCAACUAUAACAGCUAUGGGUGAAAAGUAUGAUAUCAAAAUUUCUGGCUUUCGUUUUGCAUUCUCAUUUCAAACUAGUGAUAUUGCUGUACAAAACCUAAAACGUGCCUUGAAAGAUAUCAAAGAGCACGCUAGUUCGUAUCCAUACUACUCCAGGGGACCUGUUGGAAUUUACCAAGGAAAUAAGAAAGCUUAA
Messenger RNA from Pichia kudriavzevii, 1104 nucleotides. RefSeq lists its product as uncharacterized. Bases 1 to 1104 code for a protein of 367 amino acids. Gene Ontology annotation, biological process: glycine biosynthetic process; L-threonine catabolic process. Gene Ontology annotation, molecular function: L-allo-threonine aldolase activity. The transcript has a single exon. NCBI's taxonomy places the organism in Eukaryota, Fungi, Ascomycota, Pichiomycetes, Pichiales, Pichiaceae. Gene Ontology annotation, cellular component: cytosol. The record is from RefSeq and is a predicted model, not a curated record.